CACACAAAGGAGUUAGAGGGGAGAGUGUGUGCGCUGAUUGAAGAAUGUCGAAAGAAAAAAGUCAAGAUGACAGAUAAAGAACUCGACAAAGAAUUUGAUAAAAUGUGGAACAAAACAGAAAAGGAACUCUCCUUUUCACAAAUUACAGUAAAUAACAUUUACACCAGUGUACGCAACAACCUGAAAACAAAUAUAUCACCCAAGGGAAGUCAUGCGUGCAAAUUGUUGAGUCAAAAAAAGCUGGAGGACUGCGGACACGUGCCUUUUACAUACACACCGGAAGGAUUCUACAACCGAUUUAAAGACAAAAUGAGCAAGAUGCUGAACAUUCCAGGUCACACAAAGGCUGUACAACAAAUGGCUGACAGCAUCAUUGCAGAUUGCACACAGCUUGUCAGUGCCAAAAUGGAAAGAAAAAGCAAUUACCAUGACACCUACAUCCAGGAGAUUUUAAAUUUCAUCGAUGAGAGUCUCCAAAACAAGCAGGGUGUUGAGACAGACAUUGACUUUGAAGUUUCUCUGAAACAGCACAUCUGUGGAAUUGCAGCCAGACAGUUUCAGAAAAUGCAUGAAGACUUCAUACAUGAGAAUGAUCCCUACAGAUGUCUGAAUCGAAAC
Messenger RNA from Plectropomus leopardus (leopard coralgrouper), 618 nucleotides. The record is from RefSeq and is a predicted model, not a curated record. NCBI's taxonomy places the organism in Eukaryota, Metazoa, Chordata, Actinopteri, Perciformes, Serranidae.